GGCUGAGCCGGUCUCUCGGGCCUGACAAGUCCUCGUGCUCUUUCUCUGUGGUGAUGACGGUGAAAACCGAGGCUGCUAGGGACACCCUCACUUACUCCAGGAUGAGGGGCAUGGUAGCAAUUCUCAUCGCUUUCAUGAAACAGAGAAGGAUGGGCCUGAACGACUUUAUUCAGAAGAUUGCCAAUAACUCCUAUGCAUGCAAACACCCUGAAGUUCAGUCCAUUUUGAAAAUCUCCCAACCUCAGGAGCCUGAGCUCAUGAAUGCCAACCCUUCUCCUCCACCGAGUCCUUCUCAGCAAAUUAACCUGGGCCCAUCAUCCAACCCUCAUGCUAAACCAUCUGACUUUCACUUCUUGAAAGUGAUCGGGAAGGGCAGUUUUGGAAAGGUUCUCCUGGCAAGACACAAAGCCGAAGAAGCAUUCUAUGCAGUCAAAGUUUUACAAAAGAAAGCGAUCCUGAAAAAGAAGGAGGAAAAGCAUAUUAUGUCGGAGCGGAAUGUUCUCCUGAAGAACGUGAAACACCCUUUCCUGGUGGGCCUUCACUUCUCUUUCCAGACGGCUGACAAACUGUACUUUGUCCUAGACUACAUUAACGGUGGAGAGUUGUUCUACCAUCUCCAGAGGGAGCGAUGCUUCCUGGAACCACGGGCUCGCUUCUAUGCUGCUGAAAUAGCCAGUGCCUUGGGUUACCUGCACUCUCUGAACAUCGUUUAUAGAGACUUAAAGCCAGAGAAUAUUUUGCUGGAUUCACAGGGACACAUUGUCCUUACUGACUUUGGACUCUGCGAGGAGAACAUUGAACACAAUGGCACGACAUCCACCUUCUGCGGCACACCCGAGUAUCUUGCACCUGAGGUACUUCAUAAGCAGCCUUAUGAUAGGACCGUGGACUGGUGGUGUCUGGGGGCCGUCUUAUAUGAGAUGCUCUAUGGCCUGCCUCCAUUUUAUAGCCGAAACACAGCUGAGAUGUACGACAACAUUCUGAACAAACCCCUCCAGUUGAAGCCAAAUAUUACAAAUUCUGCAAGACACGUCCUGGAGGGCCUCCUGCAGAAAGACAGGACAAAGAGGCUUGGUGCCAAGGAUGACUUCAUGGACAUUAAGAAUCACGUCUUCUUCUCCCUAAUUAACUGGGAUGAUCUCAUUAAUAAGAAGAUUACUCCCCCUUUUAACCCAAAUGUGAGUGGACCCAGCGACCUGAGGCACUUUGAUCCCGAGUUUACUGAAGAGCCAGUCCCCAACUCCAUCGGUCGGUCGCCCGACAGUAUCCUCCUCACAGCCAGCGUCAAGGAAGCGGCCGAGGCCUUCCUGGGCUUUUCCUACGCACCUCCCGUGGACUCUUUCCUCUGAAUGGUCUUAGGGUUGGUUGUGAAGGAUUUUACGGGCGUUUUUGAAAUGUUUUAGUUAGCCUUUUGGCAGAGCUGCCAGCUGACAGGACAUCUUAAAAGAGAAUUUGCACAUCCCUGGAAGCUUGCACAUCUUGGCAAUCUUAUUGCACACUGUUUGCUGGAAGCUUUUCGAAGAGCACAUCCUCCUCAGUGAGCUUGUGAGGUUUUCCUUUAUCCUUCCUUCCAAUGUGGUGCUAUCUCUGAAAUGAGCAGUAGAGGGCCGCCCCAGGCAGAUGCAGUGGUCUCAUUCGUAGGAGGACGCUGUUCGGAGAAGGAGCUUCUGAAGGUCUGUCCGGGCCGUGAUAACGCAUCUUAUGAAACGUGCCUUUUCUGAUGAGAUCGUGUUAGCUCCAAAGUUCUUCCUGUUGCCGAGUGUUUCCGUUCUGUUUUUCCUUGUGGACUUUCCUGUGUGAUCAGCCGUAUGAGUGUGGUAUGCUUGCUCACAGAAGGACUCAGUUAUAAGCAUCAAUGUGACACUUGCAGGACACUACAACGUGGGACAUUGUUUGUUUCUUCCAUAUUUGGAAGAUAAAUUUAUGUGUAGGCUGUUUUUUUUUGUAAGAUAUAGUUAAUAACUAAAAUUUAUUGAAAAUGGUCUUGCAAUGACUUGUAUCCAGAUGCUUAAAGAAGCAUUGCUGCUACAAAUAUUUCUAUUUUUAGAAAAGGUUUUUAUGGACCAAUGCCCCAGUUGUCAGUCAGAGCCUGGUGUUUUCAUUGUUUAAAAUAUCACCUGUAAAAUGGGCAUUAUUUAUGUUUUUGGGUUUUUUUGUUUCUUUUUUGCAUUCCUGAUAAUUAUAUGUAUUGUAUAAAGAAAGUCUGUACAUUGGGUUAUAACACUAGUAUAUUUAAACUUACAGGCUUAUUUGUAAUGUAAACCACCAUUUUAAUGUACUGUAAUUAACAUGGUUAUAAUAAUGUACAAUUCUUUCCCACCCUCCCUACCACACACCUUUUUUUGUGUGUGAUAAACCAACUUUGGUUUGCAAUAAAACCUUGAAAAAUAAAAAA
Molecule: messenger RNA, 2395 nt
Organism: Lagenorhynchus albirostris (white-beaked dolphin)
Lineage: Eukaryota; Metazoa; Chordata; Mammalia; Artiodactyla; Delphinidae
Product: serine/threonine-protein kinase Sgk1-like
Exons: 1
Coding region: 54-1349 (431 amino acids)
Biological process (GO): protein phosphorylation
Molecular function (GO): ATP binding; protein serine/threonine kinase activity
Source: RefSeq, a predicted model, not a curated record